GACGUUUACAUUGGGGCGGGGCUAUAAAGCCUUGUUUUUCAGUCCUACGAGCUCAACGAACUCCAUUUUGUGAAGACUGCCGAAGCAGAGCAUCGUCCCCGCGCAAGGCGAAACUCAGAAACGACAUAAAAAGUCUAAGUUAGCCGACGAACCGCUCGCUAACCAAGUUAUCACCCGAAAGGAAAGCAAAUCUUAUCGUAUGUCCGGUAUCCAGAACCUCCUUACUUUUGGUAAGUUGUGAUUUUAAUCAAAGUAACAGCCAGACAAGGUGGGGGAAGGGCGGCGUGAAGCCGAGCUAAUGCCGGGUGUCUACCUAACUUUAGCGAAGAAAUAUGUUAAAUAAUUGUUUGGAUUUGACCCAAGUGAGAGUUCUUUGUGAAAAAUAUGUUAAAAGUUAAAGGAUUGAAGUAUUUAAAUCAACCUUAAAACACUGCUCGCCUUGCGGGCCUUUGCUAACUCAGAUCGGCCGCCAUUAGGCCCAGACUUGGCUGCUGAUCAUCAAGCCUUUUCUUCUUCUCCUCUCUGAUUUAUGAGAUCCAUUAUUGUUUAAACUUCACGAUAUCGCUCCGACAGAUCUGUUUCUUGAAUAAUGGCACACACAAGACGAACGAAAGUUGCUUUGUCAUGGUCGCUCUUUCCGUAGCCGUUUUUCGGGGUAAUGCUGAGCGGCGGCUAACUACCGCUGCCCUAAGCUGGUAGGCUUUAUAUUUAGCUCGUCUGCGCAGUUAUUUAUCUGAAAUAUGAGAUGACACGGGGCUGGCGAAUAGCUGACCUGGAUAUGUUCGGAGACGGAUAGAUAAAGGUGUUUAAACAUAGAUAUGGGGGUUAUUUUUGGUUGUAAAGUCCAUGCAUGUAGCAUUUGACAACAGGCCUCAAAGACCACACGAGAUCCAUGAAGGGCUUAACAUGAUAUCUGAACUACUUUAAAUAAUUUAAUCAGCUGUUUGAUGAUGAAACAAUACCAGAGAACACAGGUGAAGGAUGGCAUAGAGAAGAUGCAUAGUGAAAUUCUUGCUUGGGCCCAGAGGAUACUUUCUUGAACCCUAUCCAGGCUGUAGCUAAUGUUUUCUCUCUCCUCGCAGACCCCUUUGCUGAUGCAACUAAGGGUGAUGACAAGCUCCCAGCCGGGACAGACGAUUACAUCCACAUAAGAAUCCAACAGCGGAACGGCAGGAAGACCCUCACCACUGUUCAGGGCAUCGCCGCUGACUAUGACAAGAAGAAGCUAGUCAAGGCCUUCAAGAAGGUACUUUUUUGAGAGUGCCUUUCCAGCUCUUGCUAAAUGCAGAUGAUGUCUGUUAUUUUUUAUUUUUUUGUAUUUAUUCACACUGACUCUUUGCUCUGUUCUUGUUUGCCCCAACAGAAGUUUGCUUGCAAUGGUACAGUGAUUGAGCACCCAGAGUAUGGUGAAGUGAUCCAGCUUCAGGGUGACCAGCGUAAGAAUAUCUGCGCAUUUAUCUUGGAGGUACGUCUUCUGUAUCCCUUGGUUGUUUGUAUCUCUUGCGACUGGGGAACAAUGCUGACUCAUGAGACGAGCUGCAGACUGGCAACCAGAGGCCAUCUUAAUUGAUUGAUCUUUUGCUUUUAACCUACAGGUCAACCUGGCCAAGGAGGAGCAGCUCAAAGUCCACGGCUUUUAGGAGCAAGCAGCCCCAUCCCCCUUCUCUCCUGGAAGGCCAUUAAACACCUCCCUCCCCUUCCCCCCUUCCUCUCCUAUGUGCUGCUGUUGCUCUUCCUGUCCCCCUCCCUCGCAGCCCCACCGCCUCCUAUUAGCUAACACGUGAAUUACCUCUGACAAACAUGGGACUCUUUGACACCAUCACCCCCCUACAACACCAGGGGGCAGGCUCGCUCUCACAAAGACACACCACUGCAGCUCCACACAACAUCAGGGAUGAGUGGUGAUGACCCUCCCACACACACUUCCUCUUUCCUUUUCCCCCCACUGUUAAUUUCCUUUUUUUAAUUUUUCUUUUUAGGUUCUUGUGCCACACUAUGGAGGCACCGUUCUGUGUAACUUUUUUGUUUUGUACUGAAAGGUGUUUAAAUAAAAUGAGUGUCCAUAUGUUGGAGUGGUGUCAUGUGGAAUUGGGUGGGGAAAGGGUGUGAGAAAGAGAUGUCAUCAACUUAAUACCAGUGUUUGUGGUGGAAGUGGGUGAACUCUCAGAAACAAAUGCUGCAAGUGGGAAGAAGGGAAGUAUGUCAUUUGAUUUGGAAAUUUGCUUACAUAAGUGACUUCCAUCUUUUUCAAAAUCCUACUUUUGCAUUGUUUUCAUACCCAGCAGCCUGCUCUCAGAGUGGAGGGCAGUGUUUGUGAUCAGUACAUACCAUCUCCACCAUCCUGUCCAGCAAACUGUGCUUCUGCUCCUUCUUAAUGACUGAUUUUUACUAUUUUAUUUUGCUGCCAAUUCAAGUAUUAGGUAAACGGUUGCUCAGAGAUGGUCUUACUUUGAUCAAAGUGAGGCCUUUAAUGCGGCCCGUGGUUAUGGACACUUGAAUCUUUUAAAUUUCAGCACUGUAAUGCAAUAAUUUAUAAAUGCCAAUUAAGAUGAAGAUGCGCUAAAGUACUACAGUAAUAAUCUAAGCCAUGGCCAGGUCAUACUGUGCUUCUGUGACUUAAGGUGAUGGAAAGCAAGCCUGUUUUGAAAAAUCCAUAUUUGGUUCAAUAAAAUUUCUGCAGUUGAUAAGCAUCUCCUGUUUUUUGUACAUGGGUGCAUGACUUGUUCCUAGAUCCGGGCCGCAGAUCCCCUAAGGUCCAGCUACGUGUCUGACAAUGAUUUAAACACACUGUAUGCAACUCUAAAGCAGCACUGUCUUGACAGUAACAUAUUUGAAAUACCCAAAUUC
This is a messenger RNA of Xyrichtys novacula (pearly razorfish), 2847 nucleotides long. Lineage: Eukaryota; Metazoa; Chordata; Actinopteri; Labriformes; Labridae. The record is from the annotation of a GenBank genome assembly.